AAUACUGCUGUCAGGGCGUAGUGCCGAAGUGGUCCCUUACAGUUCUCGUACUAGACUUUAGGUUAGUUGCCAAUUGCCCGUCGACCGUUUACACAUUUGUUGACAAGUCUGUUCAUCUCUACGCCCACAUUCACCCUUCGUUAAAAUGUCGGACAGCGCCAAUGGGAAUAGCCAAGUGGACAUCCCAGAAAUCGAGCUCAUCAUCAAAGCGUCCACGAUAGAUGGCCGCCGCAAAGGAGCUUGCCUGUUUUGUCAGGAGUACUUCAUGGAUUUAUAUCUUCUGGCUGAACUGAAAACCAUCAGCUUAAAAGUGACAACAGUUGACAUGCUGAAACCCCCACCCGACUUCCGAACCAAUUUUGAAGCCACCCCACCUCCAAUCCUGAUCGACGGAGGCUUGGCUGUUCUGGAAAAUGAGAAGAUUGAAAGACACAUUAUGAAAAAUGUUCCAGGCGGUCACAAUCUAUUCGUUCAAGACAAGGACGUUGCAACCCGCAUCGAAAACGUUUAUAGCAAAUUCAAGUUAAUGCUGUUGAAGAAAGAGGAAGCGUCAAAGAACGCACUGCUUUCUCAAUUGAGUAAAAUCGAUGAGCACUUAGGCAAACGGGGCAAUCGGUUCUUAACCGGAGACACACUUUGUUGUUUUGAUUGCGAACUAAUGCCUCGUUUGCAACAUAUUCGAGUUGCAGGAAAGUACUUCAUGGAGUUUGAUAUCCCGACUGAUUUGGUUAACCUGUGGCGCUACAUGCAUCACAUGUAUCAUUUGGAUGCGUUCACGCAGUCUUGCCCUGCCGACCAGGAUAUCAUCAACCAUUACAAGCUGCAACAGGGGACAAAGAUGAAGAAACACGAGGAAUUGGAAACCCCAACUUACACUACGUCCAUUCCUGAUAACAUUCGGCCGUGAUUUUAGAAAUCCUGAAAGGUGCUCGUGCUUAUGUUUGGCCAAGGACUAGACGAUGAUAACUAUUAAAAGAAAAAAUACUAACAUGUGUGUACAACUUUUUUAAUGAGAAAAGUUAGAUACGCAUAGUCGAGUUCAGAAACAUGUAGAGGGGAUCCUAUCUGUGCACAGAGAAAAACUGUCGUUUCCUUUGAAAGCAACCGGUGGCGUUGUUUCAUAUUGUUACCUUCGCCCUCUUAUCUGUCGUAGCUUUAAAAUCGGCAAAGUAUAGUUUUUCGCUGUGCAACUAAAAGGACCCACCUUGACAUGUUUUCGUACUGGACUGUACCAACCAGUGUUUUCAGAACUAUCAGAUUUAACGCUCUUCAUGUGCCUUUAUUUCAUUAGAUUAAUUUUUUGAACCUUACUUUAGUUCUUCAAAAACAAUAUUAGUUACAGUUCUGUUGGGACCUUGAAAUUCUUUCCUUGUUUUAUUUUUUGUCGUUAAUUGGGGUUCCUAUUUAUUUCAAAAAAAAUUUUUUGGUUCAUUCGUUCUAAAAUAUUGUUCUUCUGCUAAAUAAGUCUCCAAAUGUGGUACAUGAUUGUGUAACAAAAACAUUACAAUACGCACUAACAAAGUCACCUAUGCCUUUACAAAUACCACGUUCGCUGCGCUGGAAGGAUAAAAAUGUUCAGUUUCGUUUCUAA
This is a messenger RNA of Daphnia magna, 1591 nucleotides long. It is a transcript of the gene Clic, whose product is annotated as chloride intracellular channel exc-4. Gene Ontology annotation, cellular component: cytoplasm; apical plasma membrane. The transcript has 6 exons. Gene Ontology annotation, biological process: chloride transport. Gene Ontology annotation, molecular function: chloride channel activity. The record is from RefSeq and is a predicted model, not a curated record. The coding region runs from base 146 to 907 and encodes 253 amino acids. Lineage: Eukaryota; Metazoa; Arthropoda; Branchiopoda; Diplostraca; Daphniidae.